Messenger RNA from Synchiropus splendidus (mandarinfish), 3796 nucleotides. Its product is annotated as WD repeat-containing protein 47-like. Gene Ontology annotation, molecular function: protein binding. NCBI's taxonomy places the organism in Eukaryota, Metazoa, Chordata, Actinopteri, Syngnathiformes, Callionymidae. The transcript is spliced from 17 exons. The record is from RefSeq and is a predicted model, not a curated record. Bases 394 to 3003 code for a protein of 869 amino acids.
GCCGCCACAAUACAAUGAAUUCAAGCCCGUGUCUGUAAAACUGUCGUUUCGCGAGACACGAUUCUUGGCACUUUCGACACAGCUAAGGAACAUGCUAGUGACGUCAUGCUAAAAACAUACACACUUUCCCUAAAAUCUCCCUCCAUUUUUGGUGGAGUAGCUGUAUAUAUACUGGACUGUGUCAGACGUACUACGGAGUUAAAUCGUUACGUGCGUCAUUUUACACGUAAAUUUACACGUGUGUUACAACAAUUACAAAUACCGAAAUUAACUAGUUUUAUUCGAUCGUCGCACUUCACCUGUACAUUAUCUUUAAUAGGUUGCUGUUGUGACGGCGCCUCCUUACAUCGUCCAGAGGAGUUAUAGGCGAGCGGCGUCCACGGCCCUGCAGUCAUGACGGCGGAGGAGACCAUCAACGUGAAGGAGGCGGAGGUGAUCAAGCUGAUCCUGGACUUCCUCCACCACAAGAAGCUGCACAUCAGCAUGUUGGCCUUAGAGAAGGAGAGCGGCAUCAUCAACGGACUCUACUCUGAUGACAUGCUCUUCCUCAGGCAGCUGAUUCUGGACGGCCAGUGGGAGGAAGUCAUGCAGUUCAUACAGCCUUUGGAAGACAUGGAGAAGUUUGACAAGAAAAAGUUCCGCUACCUGAUUCUUAAACAGAAAUAUUUGGAGGCUCUGUGUGUCAACAACGCCAUGUCUGCUGCGGAGGCCCCCCAAAAUCUGGAGUUCACCAUGGAGGAAGCCGUCAGGUGUCUCCACAACCUGGAGCAGUUCUGCCCGUCCAAAGAUGACUACAGUAAGCUCUGCCUCCUCCUCACGCUGCCCCGCCUCACCCACCACGCCGAGUUCAAGGACUGGAACCCGAGCACGGCCCGAGUUCACUGUUUCGAGGAAGCCUGCGCCAUGGUGGCGCAGUUCAUACCGGCCGACAGGAAGCUGAGCGAAGCAGGCUUCACUGCCAGCAGGAACAGACUCUUCCAGCUGCUCAUCAAAGGGAUCCUGUACGAGUGCUGCGUGGAGUUCUGCCAGAGCAAAGCGACGGGAGAGGAGAUCACCGAGGGUGAAGUUCUGCUCGGCGUGGACCUGCUGUGUGGAAACGGCUGCGACGAGCUGGACCUGUCACUGCUUUCCUGGCUGCAGAAUCUUUCCCCUGGGGCGUUUUCGUGCACUUUCCAGCAGCAGAUCCUCAACAUCCACGUGGACCGGCUGGUCAAGCCCCACAAGACGGCUCCUGCCGAGCUCCUCACUCCUCUGAUGAACCGCCUGUCGCCCUGCUCCGCCUCUCCGUUCCUGCAGAGGCCCCAUUCGGCCGACAGCUACAUGUCCAGGUCUCUGAACCCGGCUCUGGACGGGCUUUCUCACGGACUCGCCGCUCAGAACAAGAGAGGAAUGAAGGUGGAGGUGAAGCCUGCUCUCAGUCGAAGCCUCAUGGAGAACAACGUGCAUCGGCCGGAGGACUCACCUGCGCGGGGGCGUCCUCAGGGAGACGAGGUGUCCAGGACUCCCAUGACCCCCGGUAAAGACGGCAGCUCAUCAGGCGGCACAGAAACAAAUCAGCAGAGGGACCCAGCCGAGCACCUGCAGGAGUUUUACAGACAGAGCCUCCGUGUGCAGCAGCUCGGGGAACAGAAGGAGCAGCAGAGGCAACUGUACCAGCAGAUGCUGCUGGAGGGAGGAGUGAAGCCGCAGGACGGAUCCCAAAACAACCUGACGGAGACUUUCCUGAGACGCUCUAUUCGCAAACUGGAGGAGAUGAACGUUGGCGAUGAGGCGUUGGCACAUCUGGGACCGCAGUGGAGCGGACAAUCUGACGACAGUCCGAAGACCCCAAACACAAGUCGCACUCCAGACUCGGGCGUGGGCAGCAGCACUCCGAUUCAGAGCGGGAGUCACGUCUUGCCGUCUUUCCACGAGUCCCCGGUGGUUACGAGUCAGAGCUCUGAGAAGAUCAACGGAAGCAACCCAUCAGUUCCAAACAAGUCAGACAGUUCCACAACAAGGAAUCAGCCAAAGGAGAAGUCCAAAAGCCAGUUUGUCAAAGUGAGCCAGCUUGAGGACACGCAGGCCGUACGUGCAGUCGCCUUCCACCCCUCUGGAUCUUUGUACGCUGUCGGCUCCAACUCCAAAACUCUGCGGGUGUGCGCGUACCCCGACAAGCUGAGCAGCAGUGACUCCGGUGCCGCCAAGCUGCCGGUGGUGCGCUUCAAAAGGAACAAACACCACAAAGGUUCCAUCUACUGUGCGGCCUGGAGCCGCUGCGGUCAGCUGCUCGCCACCGGAUCCAACGACAAGCUGGUCAAAGUCCUGCCUUUCAACGCGGACGCCUGCGACGCCACAGGUCCCGACCUUGAGUUCAGCAUGCACGACGGCACCAUCCGGGACCUGGCCUUCAUGGAAGGCCCUGAGAGCGGAGGCUCCAUCCUGAUCAGCGCCGGCGCUGGAGACUGCAACAUCUACACCACAGACUGCCAGAGGGGCCAGGGCCUCCACGCCCUCAACGGUCACACGGGUCACAUCCUGACUCUGUACACGUGGAGCGGCUGGAUGAUCGCCUCAGGCUCGCAGGAUAAGACGGUCCGCUUCUGGGACCUGAGGGUGCCAAGUUGUGUGAGAGUUGUUGGAACCAGCCUGCACGGAUCAGGAAGUGCAGUGGCCUCUGUGGCGGUGGACCCCAGCGGCCGCCUGAUGGCCACCGGUCAGGAGGACAGCACCUGCCUGUUGUAUGACAUCAGAGGAAGCAGGAUGGUCCAGACGUAUCGGCCACACAGCAGCGACGUGCGCUCGGUUCGCUUCUCUCCCGGAGCACAUCACCUGCUCACUGGUUCCUACGACAACAGAAUGGUCCUCAGUGACCUCCAAGGGUGCCUCACGAAGCCGCUGCCUCAGGCUCUGGCCGGGGAGCACGACGACAAGGUGAUCCAGUGCCGCUGGCACCCACAUGACCAGACGUUCAUCUCGUCGUCUGCUGACAGAACGGUGGUCCUGUGGGCCCCGGGCCCCUGAGAGACAGGAAGCAGAGCAAUAGAAAGCACAAGAGGAGGAUCACCGGCCUGAAGGUCAUCUUAAUCCUUCUCUUCUAAUAGUCACUGUUAAAAGUCACUUUGGAGUUAAGCUACAGAGUCGAUGCUUUAUUUUGAUGUAUCUCCGUGUCACCUCAAGUUCACUGCGAGCACUUUGUCCCCACCUAAUGCCAAACUUGUCGAUACAAUUGAUGGGAAAUGUCAUGCUGAGGCCUGUGAUGGGACUUACAGGUGGUGAAUUGGUUUUUGAAUCGUUGUUAGAGAUGUAACUCAACACUUGCUGUCAUGAGAAGUUAUGCACGAAUGACCACUGAGACCUGCUCACUAGUUUAGUGGACAUCACUGCUUUGUCAUUCUUCUAUGCAAAAAUGUUGUCUUGUCUUCAUGCUGCCUUGUGAAGUCAUGAAUACACACUGUGCACUCCUCAGUUCUCAUGCUAACCAGCACCCGCAAGGCUGAUACCGGAGCCCUGGGUGGCGCUGUUUGGAUGAAAAUGCAGGUGUUUUAAUCGCUAAGCCAUUUAAGACCUGCAUGAGUUUCACCAUACAGCGCCGCCUAGUGGCAGGUGUACUAGGUCUCUGCUGUUUUUACGUUGCUGCAAUGUGGAGACUAGCUGUUGGGUCGAACCACAGAAAUGUGAAAUCUAAUCUGUGUCUUGAAUUCACUCUGUAACAGAGGAACGUGACUUGACUGAACCUGAACAAAGAACCUGUCUGUAGCACAUCGAGUGUCACUCAUGUUAUGUUGUCUCUAUUUUUGCACUAAUAAAUGAAUUG